Molecule: messenger RNA, 6970 nt
Organism: Engraulis encrasicolus (European anchovy)
Lineage: Eukaryota; Metazoa; Chordata; Actinopteri; Clupeiformes; Engraulidae
Product: kinesin-like protein KIF13A
Exons: 26
Coding region: 634-4428 (1264 amino acids)
Biological process (GO): microtubule-based movement
Molecular function (GO): microtubule motor activity; microtubule binding; ATP binding
Source: RefSeq, a predicted model, not a curated record
CAGGGACUAGCCUACCGAACUCUCCCCUGGGGACACAUAACUCUCGGCACGCACUUCUGUUUGUCUUUCCACCCUGUUUGCGUGUCUGUGCGCGCGCGUAUGAUUGUGUGCCAUCUCCAGGAGUGCUUCCUGAUGGAAGAUGGCGGUCUGGAUGUUAUGUGGAGUCCGUGUCCGUAGCUUCCCCUCCUUCUGCUCGCGCGAGCUGUUUAGCCAUCUAGUUCUAGCUGCCGCUGCCACCACCGGGCCCCGCUGCUGCUGCUGAGACAACAUGUUAAGCGUUCUUCUCUCGUGCUCCACUGCUGCGCGACGAGCACGGGCUUUGGGAUCGCGCUGCUGCUAGUCUUCACGAGCUGCGCGCCGGUGUGGAUUUGAUACUUCUUUUGACCUACGGCAGUCUGGUACUGGCUGCGUAACUUUGCUGCAACUUUAGCGGAGUCGGUGGCCAGUUCAGGCAGCCAGGCGGGGAGGGGAUUGGUUUAGUUAGCUUCGUCUGCUGCUAGUGACUGAGCUCUGCUGCCGUUGCGUUGCCGUUCCGUAGGCUACAGUGGUCCUGCUGCUAACCACGGCCACAGACAGCCGACCCACCAGCCAUCCUGGCCCUCUAGUCUCCUCUCGCCUCCAAAAGGGCUGGAAAUGUCGGAUACGAAGGUGAAAGUUGCCGUGCGGGUCCGGCCCAUGAACCGGAGAGAAAUUGAGUUGUGCACUAAGUGUAUCGUGGAGAUGGAGGACAACCAGACGGUUCUUCACCCGCCGCCCUCCAACACGAAAGGGGAACACAGAAAACAGCCAAAGGUGUUCGCCUUUGACCACUGCUUCUGGUCCAUGGAUGAGGCCAACACACACAAAUAUGCAGGUCAGGAGGUGGUGUUUGCGUGUCUGGGUCAGGGGAUCCUGGAUAACGCCUUCCAGGGAUACAACGCCUGCAUAUUCGCAUACGGACAGACAGGUUCUGGUAAGUCCUUCUCCAUGAUGGGCAGUGGUGAGCAGCCUGGCCUGAUCCCUCGCCUCUGUGGCGCCCUCUUCCAGAGAGUUGCGGUAUUGCAGAACAGCUCCAAUGCCUUCAAAUUGGAAGUCUCUUACAUGGAAAUCUACAAUGAGAAGGUCAGAGAUCUAUUGGACCCUAAAGGGAGUGGUGUGUCUCUAAAGGUCAGGGAGCACAAGGUUCUGGGGCCGUAUGUGGACGGACUCUCGCAACUCGCAGUAACCAGCUUUCAGGAUAUCGAGUGUUUAAUGUCGGAGGGUAACAAGUCUCGUACGGUCGCCGCCACCAACAUGAACGAGGAGAGCAGCCGAUCACACGCAGUCUUCAGAAUCCUCAUCACACACACACUCACCGACCUGCAGACACAGACGUCAGGUGAGAAGGUGAGUAAGGUGAGCCUGGUGGAUUUGGCGGGAAGCGAACGCGUCUCCAAGACGGGAGCAGCAGGGGACCGACUGAAGGAAGGAAGUAACAUCAACAAGUCUCUGACUACGCUGGGUCUGGUUAUAUCGGCUCUGGCUGACCAGUCGUCUGGAAAAGGCAAAAGCAAAUUCGUACCGUACAGAGACUCAGUACUCACCUGGCUACUCAAGGAUUCUCUGGGUGGUAACAGUAAGACGGCCAUGAUAGCGACGGUGAGUCCUGCGGCUGAUAAUUAUGAGGAGACGUUAUCGACGCUACGCUACGCGGACCGCGCUAAACGCAUCGUAAACCACGCGGUGGUCAACGAGGAUCCCAACGCACGAAUCAUACGGGAGCUACGAGACGAAGUGGACAAGCUGCGGGAACAGCUCACACAGGCAGAGUCCCUGAAGGCUCCGGAGCUUAAGGAACGUCUUGAGGAGUCUGAAAAACUGAUUCAGGAGAUGACGGUCACCUGGGAGGAAAAACUGAGGAAGACAGAGGAGAUCGCACAGGAGCGUCAGCAUCAGUUGGAGUCCAUGGGCAUCUCUCUGGAGUCUUCGGGUAUCAAAGUGGGAGACGACAAGAGCUUCCUGGUGAACCUCAACGCAGACCCUGCACUCAACGAGCUACUGGUGUAUUACCUAAAGGAUCAUACGCGUGUAGGGGCCGACACGACUCAGGACAUUCAGCUGUUUGGAAUCGGAAUCCAGUCGGAACACUGUUGCCUAGAUACCAACCAUGACGGACAGGUCACACUCACACCUUGCAGCAACGCCAGGACGUGUGUUAACGGGAUGCUGGUGGACACUCCAGUUCUGCUUUGGCACGGAGACCGAAUACUCUGGGGGAACAACCACUUCUUCAGGAUCAGCCUGGCCAAUCGUAAGCGUCGUGAACGAGAGGCGGAUCGCGAUCGUGACGUGCUAACGUUGGCGGAUGUUGACGUGGAAACGGCUAGUGAAGCCUCGUCAGAACAGGACUACAAUUACGAAUACGCGCAGAUGGAAGUCAUUAUGAAGACACUGAAUGACCCUACCCAUACGGUGGUGAGCGCUCUAGAGCAGCAAUACGUUCGAGAGAAGAGGGCGGCGUUGGAGGAGCAGCGCGUCAUGUACGAGAGAGAACUCCAGUCGCUACGGCAACAGCUGUCCCCCGAACGCAACACGCACACUCACACACACACACCCACACACACACCCACACACCGCCUCUCCACGCCCACACACACAGGACACACGCUCACACACUCACACCACGCCAGGGUGCGUCUGUGGACCGAAGAGAGGCAUGGUGUGGAAGCUGUGCACAUGCUUGUCUCGCUAGCCAACGUAGCCCAACGAGUUAACACCGGGCAGCAAGCACGUGAAUCAUGGCUCUCAUUUUCUCGGAAUGAAAAACGUAGGCUCCUCGAGACGUAUGAAAAAUUACCAAAAAAAACGAGCCAACAAGAUGUUUCGGCGAAGCUUGGCAUUCCUCAGGCUACCUUGUGUUUAAACUGCUCCAGCUUUACAGGCAGCUGCGUCUCCCCCCAGUCCCUCCCACUCCCCCUCGCCCUUCUCAUCUCUCCUACGCCAGUGUGUGUGUGUGUGUGUGUGUGUGUGUGUGUGUGUGUGUGUGUGUGUGUGUGUGUGUGUGUGUGUGUGUAUGUGUGUGUGUGUGUGUGUGUGCGCGUGCGUGUUUCAGGUUGUGCACUGGAGAGUCCUGGUUGGCUGGCGAGUCCCUUUAAGGGUCUCCCUGUCCAAUCACAUCGCCUGCUGCAGGCCCUACUUCCUGUCCGAGAGGAGAGGGGGCGGGGCAAAGAGGCCAGACCACUACUGGACCAGGAGAGCAUGCGCUGGGCUGUUGAGGCCUCACCGCUGCCCCCUGCCUGCCAGUGGCCAAAUAACAACAGAAGCACUCACACACGGGCUGACUCUGAAGAGGAGGAGUGUGAGGUGCUAGUUGGCUCCGCCCAGGAGGAGGGUCGUGUUGCAGCGUUCCAGCCGUAUGUUGCUAACGACGACGACUUUGCUAACUUCGAGCUGUACAACGCGGCGCUGGAGAGCGGAGUGUGUGACAGUGGGGUGUGCGAGAGUGAGGAGGACGCUGGUGUGUACGAGGGUGUGUGUGUGCGCGGCGAGCGUGGCCGCGCGGGACUCAGCAGUGUGUGUGUGAGUGUGUGUGAGCGCGAUGUGUGUGUGUCGCGGAGUCCCACCGCCAGCAGCUGCACGAGCGGCUACUUCUCACACAGCACCUCCAGCGCAACGCUCUCCGACGCCAACCAAUCGGAAACGACCGUCUCGGAUCCCAACCAACCAGACACCUCCGACAACAACCAAUCAGAAACAAUGACCAUCUCAGAUGCCAGCCAACCACAACACAGCCUUUAUGACACGGUCCAAUCAGAAGCCACCAUGGGGGAUAUCAACCAAUCACGCACAAGCACAGCGGACAUAAUCCAAUCAGGCUUCACGAUGGGAGAUAUCAGCGAAUCAGAUGACGCCACACUGGGCCACAUUGGCCUAUCAGAGCAGAGCAGGCUGACAGAUGCCCCGCCCCCCAGCGGCUCCAAAACUACUGAAGCCACACCCACAGCCAGUUGUCUUAGCCCCUCCUCCUCCACAUCCUCUCAGCCAAUAGCUUGUCCCUCUGCCCCAUCGUCUCAGCCUAUCACAGCAGAGCUCAGCACCAGCCCCGAGUUCUCCGAGUUCCAGAGCUUUGGCCUUCUAACCAAUGGGACUGGAGGAAGCCUCGCCACAUAUCAGUCUGAGCUCUCUGAUUGGACGAGCCCAGUGGAGCAGCUCUCUUCUGAUUGGCUGAGCCCAGUGGAGCAGCUUCCUGAUUGGAUGGCUCCUGGGGAGCUGGUGUGGGUGGGCGGGCACUGUGGAACCGUGCACUACGUCGGGGGGGUGGAGUUCGCACCCGGGAUCUGGGUAGGAGUCGAGCUGGAGCUCAGAGUGGGUAAGCAUAACGGUGCCCUUGGGGGGCGUGUCUAUUUCCGCUGUGAGGAGGGGCAUGGAGUCUUCGUGGAGCCCAAACAUGUCAGAAGACACCCCCUGUAGCACACACACACACACACACACACACACACACACACACACACACACACACACACACACACACACACACACACACACACACACUAUUAUACUCACACACUAUACACCCACAUACACACUUUAUUAUACACACACUCACACUCCAUUACCCACAGACACUAUACACACACACACACACACACACACACACACACACACACACACACACAACCCACUACUAUACACACACAUACAUCAUAUACACCUCUACCAAGAUGGUCACACACACACACACACACACACACACACACACACACACAUACAUCAUUGACCCCCCACCCCACCCUGUGUGUGUGUUCAAAAUGCGUCAUCUUAAAACGCUUCAAGCGUUCGCCUCUGCUGAAUCAUCACCUGGCGUCAGCACUGUCCAGCUGACAUCAUCACCCCGCGUCAGGACUGCCAUGAUGACAUCAUCACCCCGCGUCAGGACUGCCAUGAUGACAUCAUCACCCCCCGUCAGGACUGUCCUGCUGACAUCAUCACCCCGCGUCAGGACUGCCAUGAUGACAUCAUCAUCCUGCUUCAGGACUGCCAUGAUGACAUCAUCACCCCGCGUCAGGACUACCAUGACACCUAUGGAGGUUGUGUCACAGUCACUUCAUUAGCACGCGCCGACGCGUCAUCACAUACUGACAUCAUCAGAGCGCGUCUUGGCUGGUGGGCGCAUCAUUAUGAGGUCAUCAAUAUGCGUCAGGAAGCACCAAAGACUCUGACAUGCCAGUCAUGUGACCUGAUAUCAGCCAAUCAUGUGGUGCCGAGAAAUACUGAAGAGAGAGGGAAACAGGUGUGUGUGUGUGUGUGUGUGUGUGUGUGUGUGUGUGUGUGUGUGUGUGUGUGUGUGUGUGUGUAUGUAUGUAUGUGUGUUGCUCUGUGCCAUAUCACUGUGUAUAGAAAACAAAAAGCCCUUAAAAUGUUCUGCAAUUAUAAAGCUGCUUGUCUGCAUUUUGUGUGUGUGUGUGUGUGUGUGUGUGUGCGCGUCUCAGUGCGUGUUCUCGUGUGUUUGUUCAGUGUGUUCAGUGUAUCUGGGACCUCAAGCUAUACAAUAACGGCUCUAUGAUGAUCGUACAUUACACUACACUACACUACACUACACUACACUACCCAGUAUGCACCACUACACUACAUUACAAUAGGCUCAUUCGACUUUACGCAACAUCAACAUGCGCAGAAAGUUGCCAUUGCAUUCUGUACUGGAAUUGUUGCAUCUCAGUAAAACUAUUAUAAAUGCCGAAAAUAAAGACCGCCAAGGACAGAGUGGGGUAACGAACGUCUCGGGUCUCGCCGACCGUCAGUGUAGUGGGGAAACAAACGUCUCGGGUCUCGCCCAUCGCCAAGGACAGAGUGGGGUAACGAACGUCUCGGGUCUCGCCCAUCGCCAAGGACAGAGUGGGGUAACAAACGUCUCGGGUCUCGCCCAUCGCCAAGGACAGAGUGGGGUAACGAACGUCUCGGGUCUCGCCCAUCGCCAAGGACAGAGUGGGGUAACAAACGUCUCGGGUCUAGCCCAUCGCCAAGGACAGAGUGGGGUAACAAACGUCUCGGGUCUCGCCCAUCGCCAAGGACAGAGUGGGGUAACAAACGUCUCGGGUCUAGCCCAUCGCCAAGGACAGAGUGGGGUAACGAACGUCUCGGGUCUCGCCCAUCGCCAAGGACAGAGUGGGGUAACAAACGUCUCGGGUCUAGCCCAUCGCCAAGGACAGAGUGGGGUAACAAACGUCUCGGGUCUCGCCCAUCGUCAGUGUAGUGGGGUAACGAACGUCUCGGGUCUCGCCCAUCGUCAGUGUAGUGGGGUAACGAACGUCUCGGGUCUAGCCCAUCGUCAGUGUUCCCAAUUUGGGUCGCAGCACAAUCGACUCCACGAUGUUCCACACUAGAGAUAACACAUGAGGUCCCAGUACAUCACACUGGAGAGAGAGAGAGCUGUGUGUCUUUAGAGCUGUGUGUGUGUGUGUGUGUGUGUGUGUGUGUGUGUGUGUGUGUGUGUGUGUGUGUGUGUGUGUGUGUGUGCGCGUGUGCGUGUGCGUGUGUGUGUGUUGUAGAGCUUAGUUGAAGCACAGAGCAGUUGCUCACACCUCUUAACCAGCUCUUGUUGCUAUGGACUCUCCUCUGUUGCCAAGGAGAUCCUCUUGUUGCUAUGGACUCUCCUCUGUUGCCAAGGAGAUCCUCUUGUUGCUAUGGACUCGCCUCUGUUGCCAAGGAGAUCCUCUUGUUGCUAUGAGCAUCCUACAGUUGCUAAGGUCUCCAUUUGGCUGCCAUGGAUAUCUUCAGGACUCUGCCUGGUUUCCAUGGAGACCUUGAUGUGCCUGUUUGACCUGCAGGUGUGUGUGUGUGUGUGUGUGUGUGUGUGUGUGUGUGUGUGUGUGUGUGUGUGUGUGUGUGUGUGUGUGUGUGUGUGUGUGUGUGUGUGUGUGUGUGUGUGCGUUGCCUUACUGACUAACAUGUUUGCACAGUAUCCAUAACGCUGCCUAUAAUGCUUGUAAUAUGUGUUUACUUCACGUGUUUCCAU